Hyaloscypha bicolor E is the source of this 1746-nucleotide messenger RNA. RefSeq lists its product as uncharacterized. Gene Ontology annotation, biological process: regulation of DNA-templated transcription. NCBI's taxonomy places the organism in Eukaryota, Fungi, Ascomycota, Leotiomycetes, Helotiales, Hyaloscyphaceae. The coding region runs from base 1 to 1746 and encodes 581 amino acids. The record is from RefSeq and is a predicted model, not a curated record. The transcript is spliced from 4 exons. Gene Ontology annotation, molecular function: DNA-binding transcription factor activity.
AUGAGUGGUUCUCUGGAGCUGCUCCUACCACUGGUCCUCCCAAUCGCACGCACAGCAACUGACAUCCACUAUCGACAGAGUUGGGAAGUAAGUGGGAAACGUCAAUGUGCCGGUCCUCGGGACCGUCCAGGGUUAGGGGAUCAGGACUCGAUGUCGCAGAGGCCUCCUGCGUCUCGUCCUGCAUCUCGCUCGCCUCCCGAUGGCCAAAGGAUUACUCUACCGCCGGUGCAGCUUCGAGAUGACCCUCCACCGGGGGGACGACAGGGAGAAAGGCAUCAGCAAGAGCCUGAAAGUCGGGGAUAUCCUCAGCAGCUCCAGUCGUCCCCACAACAUGCUCGUGCUGCCCAACCUGCGCCAUCCGGAGAAGAUUGGAGAUCAUCGGGCCCAUCUAGAGAUCUAGGCGUUCACUCCAUGUUGAAUCCAGCGGAAUCCGAGGCCAGCGGGCACUCGAGCCGUCGUCGUCUCAGUGAAGCUGCUACCGAGUCGCCAGUUGUUGGACCAGCUUCCCAGUUUAGAGCCAGCCCAGUAGGAAUGACAGCACAUCCAUUCUCAGGCCAACAACCCCCCUCAAGCACUCCCCCUACAACGGAGGCCUACAGUGCGCCAUAUCCUAGAAAUCGCCGAAUUUUAACAGCAAGAUCUCCAUCUCGUACGUUCAGCUCUGGAAGGGGUACGAGCCCCGCGACGAUCGAUGCACAGCGGUCCCCUUUCUUACCAUCAAGAGGACGGCCUUACACAGCAGAACCUGGUCCAUCCCCAGCAUCUGAAGUCCCUCCCAUGCCCACUCCUCCAGGGCAACCUCAGCAGCAGCAGCAGCAGCAGUAUGGCUUCCCACAAUCAGCCUCAACUCCAACCAUCGCCCCACGACGAGCAAGUGGGAGCACCAUGCAGGCUCCUGGACGAGCACCAGCCUCGCAAAGUACCAGUCCCUCCAUCUCAGCCUCAUCACACAAUCCUUCGUCAAGCCAGGCAUCCCCGGCUUCGUUUCUCUACAAAAGUGGACAAACGCCGCAAACCACCACAUCUUAUUAUCCGGGUUCGUCGUAUGGAACCUCGAUGGUGCAGCAGCAGCAGCAGCAAGGAGCAUCGCGGUUAGCUGACGAAAAGCGCGCGCGCAACGCAGGAGCCUCAGCGCGAUUUCGUCAACGCCGAAAGGAGAAAGAGAAGGAGGCUAAUAGUAAUAUCGAGAAGCUUCAGCAGCAAACGAGAGAAUUGGAGCGAAAGGUCAGGGAGGUGGAGCAGGAAAGGGACUUUUACCGCGCCGAGCGAGACCGUUUUCGUGAUGUGGUUUACAGGACUCCCGACAUGAGACACCUGGUCAUGCAAGCCCCUCCAAGUCCGCAAAGCAUGCGGCCUGGGUCGUUCCAGGGGUCGAUGUCCCAAAUGGGAAAUCCUCCACCUCCGCUUCCACCUUCGCAGAUGGGAUUUCAAGCCCCUGAGAGCACUUCCGAACGGGCACCAAGAAGGCGAAGGACAGACGCUCAGGGCGACUUCACCAGCUUACCGCCUUACUCACUACCCCCAGCCUCGACGUUACCACCUGUUCAAGCAUCUGGGUACCCUCCGGGGCCUGGUCAGGGACCGACGAGUCUUCCCCCCCUGCGGAUCGAUAACACGGCUGCUCCCCUGACAACGAGCACCAGCAUUCCCCCUGCGACGACGGCAGGGCCUCCACCGCCCUAUGACCCCUACUCGCGGGGUCCUUUCGAGCGAGGAUGGCCUGGGGAGGGCGGACGACGACAAUGA